Molecule: messenger RNA, 1068 nt
Organism: Argiope bruennichi
Lineage: Eukaryota; Metazoa; Arthropoda; Arachnida; Araneae; Araneidae
Gene: mRpS26
Product: probable 28S ribosomal protein S26, mitochondrial
Exons: 4
Coding region: 302-988 (228 amino acids)
Cellular component (GO): mitochondrial small ribosomal subunit
Source: RefSeq, a predicted model, not a curated record
UAAAUGAGUCAAAACCAAAACAUUAGAUUUUUUCUAAGUGCAAAGCUCAAAAAAUAAAUAAAUUAAUUAAAACGCUAAGGUAUUCUUGUAAUAUUUUUUAAACAUAGUCCGUGAUUUUAUAUCUUAUUUGAAAAUUUAAGAUAGGAUAUAUUCCCUGUUUGAAUAUAAAAUAAUCUAAAACUAAACGCAUUUUAUACACUUAAAUAUUCGCAUUUAGGCAGCAUGUUAAAAUAAAUUAAUUCUUUUCAUUUAAAUUAUUUUAUCCUCAUAUUCUCUUAAGUCUGCAUUAAAAAAUCGAAGCAUGUCUUUUCUUUACCGAUCAUAUUUACCCAGUAUUUUGAAACUUCAUGAAGUUCGUUGUAAUGUGCCAUAUAUAUUUGUACAGCUGAGAUGGAAGAAAAUACCGAUAAGAAAGCCUCGAUGGUUGCCUAUGGCUCCAUCAAAACUUUUCAGAAUUCCAGAACACCCUUAUGUACCUCCUGACGAGAAACAACUAAUUGAAGAUUUGCUGGAUGAAUAUUACAGGAAAAUUGAGUCGUUGCGGAAACUGUUUAAAGAAGAAUUAGCUCAAAAAUCUAGAGAUGAAGGUCACACAGUUGAAAAUCAAAGAUUGGAGGAAGAAAAAUUUCUUUUGUUACUUGAAGAAAAUAAAAAAGAAAAUGAAAGAUUACAGAAAUUAAGAGAAGAAACUAUGGAAAAAUUAUUUCAAGAAAAACAAAUAGAACUUUUACAACUUGAAGAAGAAAGAAAACUUAAAGAACAAAAAACUAAAAUGAAGAUUGAAGAAAUAGUUAAAAAACAAAAGGAGAAAAUAGCAAUAUGCAUAACUUAUGAAAACUUAGAUGGUACCAUUGAAAAGGCUUUAAAUGAUCCUAGAAAUGUUUGUUAUUUUGUUGAUGUCAAUGGAAAUGUGAAAUGGGAAGGAAAACCACCUGAAGACUUGGAAGAAGAAAUUAGAAAAAGAAUUGCCCAGAGUAUGGAAAAUUAAACUGUGUUGUAUUAUAAUGAUUAUCAUUAUUUUGAGGUGAUAAUGUAUAUGAAUAUCAAUUAUAAAGUUCUUGUGUCUAA